Thermothelomyces thermophilus ATCC 42464 is the source of this 1112-nucleotide messenger RNA. RefSeq lists its product as uncharacterized. The transcript has 3 exons. The record is from RefSeq and is a predicted model, not a curated record. Bases 1 to 798 code for a protein of 265 amino acids. Gene Ontology annotation, biological process: chromatin remodeling. Gene Ontology annotation, molecular function: nucleosome binding. NCBI's taxonomy places the organism in Eukaryota, Fungi, Ascomycota, Sordariomycetes, Sordariales, Chaetomiaceae. Gene Ontology annotation, cellular component: Swr1 complex.
AUGAACAACUUCGGAGUCAUUGAGAUCGCCAGCACCACGACAAAAACCACGCCGGGAUGGGCCUAUGUACCAGACACCGGGCCUACGCCUCCCGCGGCGCUGCAGCCGACGAACCGCAAGCGCGCAGCGCGCAAUCAGCCCGCCUUGAGCCUUUCCGAUCUCUCAGCACGCGAGGAGACGAGGUUACGAAAGGAUCUCGAGGCCCUCGACCGCGACAGUAACCGUGAUGUGAACAUCCCGAUUCCGCCCCGGCCGGGGGCCAACAGCAAAGGUGAUGAUGCGCGCAACAAGCACACCCCGAACGUGCGCAAGAUCCUCCAGUCGCAAAAGACGUUCGCCAACCACCUGGACGACUACCACGCGAUGCUCGCCCUGGCCGAGAGCAACCCCGCUGCGGCGGCGGCCCUGAACCCAGCGCAGGCGAAGCCAUCGACGCCGUCGGCAGCCGCCUCGAAGAGCGCCUCGCCGGCACCCGCAGCAAGCGCCAUCCUGCCGCCGUACGGCCGGUCGCCGCCGCCGCCGCACCCGGGCGACGCGGACCCGCUGCUGGUGUCGCGCGUGCCGCCGUUCCCCUCGGACGACGAGCUGCGGGCGCUCAUGACGGCGCCGCCGCUCAGCUAUCUCGAGGCGCGCGCCGGCUGGGACGAAGACGGGCCCGGGCGGUACCCCGUGCGCGUCUUCUGCGCCGUGUGCGGGUACUGGGGCCGCGUCAAGUGCAUGAAGUGCGGCACGCGCGUCUGUGCGCUCGACUGCCUCGAGGCGCACCGCGAGGAGUGCGUGACGAGGUACGGGUUGUAGCAAAGUUGAGAGUAAGGGAGCCAGUCCUGAGGGAGUAAGGGGAAGGGAAUGAUGACGGUUUUAAAAGAACAAAGGACAAAAACGAGGGUGGCAGGUAGGGCUACGGAAUGGGGAAUGAUCGAUUGGGGUCAGGAGGAGAGGCAUCUAUCUAUCGUCCAGCGCCUCCGGUUUGUAAGCUUUAGUUAGUUUAGCAGCGGGUAGAUUGGUUGGGGGACUGGCGUUUUUUGCUACAAGGCGGGCGUACGGCUUGAUACCCAUAGUGUUCUUCUUCUAACGUUAGGUUCGAAAGCAACGGUUCAGGUUCACCCAUAACC